Messenger RNA from Uranotaenia lowii, 1655 nucleotides. RefSeq names its product ras-related protein Rab-30 (gene RabX6). Gene Ontology annotation, molecular function: GTP binding; GTPase activity. The record is from RefSeq and is a predicted model, not a curated record. The transcript has 2 exons. Lineage: Eukaryota; Metazoa; Arthropoda; Insecta; Diptera; Culicidae. The coding region runs from base 290 to 910 and encodes 206 amino acids.
ACAACAAUCAUCUUUGUUUUGAUUGCAGUUUUCUGACAGUCUGCGCAAUUAAUUAAAUCAGUGCAAAAACAUUUCGGAAAAUCCGGAAAACAGAAUCCCCAUCUGUGUAGAAAAAAAACACGGCAGCCUGCCUUUGUCUCCAAUCAAAAUAAAAAAGUGCUUCUCGGUCUGCAAAACCACCCUCAGGGCCCGUGUCAAGUUGGAUUUCUUCGGUGGCUCCCGGCAAGCUCAGCAGCCUCAGCUAGCCCAGUCGACUGGGCGUCAACCGGUAGCUGUUAUCCGAAAUCGAAUGGCCACUGUGCGAGUUCCGGAGCAAAAAAUCAUUCUCUGUGGCGAGUAUGGCGUUGGUAAGAGUUCCAUAUUCCGGCGGUUCGCCACCAAUAGCUUCGUAACGGCAACGGACCGGAAAUCGACCCUCGGGUUGGACCAUUACGAUCGAAGCUUUGCUGUCGGUGAACGGAACUUUCAGUUGCAAUUAUGGGACACCGGUGGCAUGGAACGAAUUGCCUCAAUUACCUCCAGUUACUACAAAUUCGCUGAGGCUGCCCUGUUGGUGUUUGCUUUGGAUAACCCGGCCUCGUUUCAUUCGCUAUCGCAGCACAUGCUCGAUGUAGUUUCCUACGCUGAGAAUGCCAAGAUCUUUUUGGUCGGUAACAAAGUUGAUUUGGAACAAACCGGAGAGGUUACUGAUGCCGAUAUGGAAUCGUUCUGCGAACAGUGUCACAGUUUAAUCAGCGCAACUUACAAGAUAUCGUGCAAAACUGGCGAGGGAAUCGAGGAAAUGUUCCAAGACAUUUCCAACACCUUGGUGGAAUCGAAUCGCUCUCGGUUGGAGCUGCAGCAAUUGGAAUCACACGGUUUCAAGAUCGAACCGCCCGAGGAAAUUGGCGAACCGUCUUGUCUUUGCUAGUAUUACGUGCCCUCAGUUUAGGGCAGAUUCAAAUACUCAAAAUACCCACGAACAUUUUGUAACGAUUGCAUUGGGACGAUUUUCAACAUGAAUGACCUAUACUACUAAAUUUGAUAACUUGAAGAACCCUUUCAAAAGUUUACUGAGCUGAUUGAGGUAGGUAUUCAAUUUGAAUAUCAAACUUACAACGAUUUUUCUUAAAAAAUCAUUUUUUACUCAUAUUGACAUUGCAUUUAGAAUUGAACAAUAUAUUCUUAUCAGCAGCCUUUUCAAUUUGGAAAAAUCGUUGCUGUGUGAUAAAGGACUGGUAAUCAGCCGUCCGGUAGAAGUUAGAUGAAAUUAAAUGUUCUGAUAGGGUUUAAUUUACCUAAAGUUAAGAGAAGAACUUUGCCAUUUUUUUUAUUUUUAUGUUUCUAAAUUUCCAUGCAUGUUUCGAAUAGACAUUUCAAACAUUAUUUUGUUUUUCGUAUUUGUCUUAAAAGUUUAUCAUUCAAAGAAAUUAAAUUUUACACAAUGUGUUUUUUUGAAGUUUUGCAUUUGAUUUUGACCUGUUUGAAAUAACCGGUAGAUUAACUCAUAGUUAACACAUUAAAAAAAUCAAUGAAUCGUGAAUAUUAAACACACAUUAAUGAAAAAGAUAUAACUUUUAAGAAACAGCUGCAGUGCCAUAGAACCUGAGAAAUAGCAACCAAUUAAAAAAAAUGUGGAAGUAUCGUGAAUGGCCAAUUUCGCAGCCCAGUGCUAA